Molecule: messenger RNA, 2123 nt
Organism: Mugil cephalus (flathead mullet)
Lineage: Eukaryota; Metazoa; Chordata; Actinopteri; Mugiliformes; Mugilidae
Exons: 6
Coding region: 25-1656 (543 amino acids)
Source: RefSeq, a predicted model, not a curated record
AGAGAAUUCAACAUUAACGAAUCAAUGGUGCGGAAGUGGAGGAAGCAACAAGACGACCUGCGCCAAGUAAAGAAGACUAAACAGAGUUUCCGAGGGAACAAAGCGAGAUGGCUGCAGUUGGAGGACAAACUCGAACAGUGGGUUGUUGAACAGAGAGCAGCGAGUAGAAGUGUCAGUACAAUCACUAUUCGAAUGAAGGCAACAGCGCUAGCAAGCGAACUUAACAUCGGUGAAUUUAAAGGCGGUGCUUCUUGGUGCUUUCGGUUUAUGAAAAGACGUAAUCUCUCCAUCCGCACACGAACUACUGUUUCACAGCAACUACCAGAAGACUACCAAGAAGAGCUGGCCACUUUCCGCGCAUGUUGCAAAAACAUCAACAUGGACGAGGUUCCACUCACCUUUGAUAUUCCUGUGAACCGCACUGAGGAUAAAACGGGAGCACGUACGUCUCUCCAUUCCCCUUCCACUCCCACUACUCUAAGUUUAUUCCAAGGAGGUGGUGAGAAGGCUGGGUCCACUCCGUUAAGUUCCUCCAUCAUUUCACAAGCUGCUUGCAGCCCCUCCAGCAGCAGCAGCAGCAGCAGUGACCUCCCAGUUAUUUCUGAUGUAUUCUCACUGUCAGUGACCCCCCAAAGGCGGAAACGGUCACAGCCUGUUACUCCACAAACAACACUGAAGAGACCAAGAGUAAAUGGCUUCCAUAGUAGCACCCCCACUACACCCUCAUCAGUAGAUGUGAGACCACUGAGCCCCAAGUCUGUGCCUCAUUUUAGUGAUGAUGAUGGUGAUACUAAAGUUGACACAAAUGAUGACAACAUUGUCAUCUUGGAGACUGCUAGUGCUCCCAAGCCAAAGAAACCCGUCGUUCAUCUUAAUCAAGUGAAGAAGGAGGAAGAGUCGAGUCAGAUUCCCAUCAGUAUGGAGUGUGGCAACGAUGCAGCUGUUGAUGCCACCUCAGAGAUAAAAGUUGAAGGAACGAGCUCUGCAGAGUCUGCUGCUGUGGAAAGCUGUCCUUCCCCAUCACUCCUUGAAGGACAGGCCAGCGCCACCACCCAGAAAGAAAUACGCCUGGUGAAGCAGGAAGUGGACAGCCAAAAUCAGACUGAAAGGGAGGAGGGAGCACCACAGAGUACGAGUGCAUGCAGUGCAGAGCAAAAGCUAAUUAAGCAGGAGAGCAGUGAAAACACUGGAGAGUGGGUGUUGCAGAAUAUGAUGAGAGAUCAUAGUCAGUCUGAGGUCAGUGUAAGGAAGGAGUUUGCUCACCAAGGAAGCCAGACAGAAGAAACAGAGGAAAAGAUCGACUACAAAAGUCUGUUUGAGAAGACCAAAAAGAAAGUCAAUGAACUCAUUAAGGAUAUUGAGGCCUUAUUUGAAGCUACUGAGAUGAAGCCCAACAGUGAGGAAGAAGACAGUGAUGAGAUUUCAAUGAUGUUUGGCCGUCUACUACAUGAACUGGAUGAAAGAAACCAGGAGAGGGAUGAACUACGCUCACAGCUGAACAGUCUGGAGGAUCGAAAUGCAAACCUAGAAGCCCAGCUGAACAGUCUGGAGGAUCGAAAUGCAAACCUGGAAGCCAAGUGUGAAUUGCUGAAGUUGAUUUUGCAGCAUCAACAGAAGGAAAAUUCAGGAGAAGGAAACGAGUCCAUGAGGGGAUGAUCAGACAUGUCCAGGGGAGGCAGGAAGUUUCAGCAGAGCGUAGGGCACCUUCUCGUCCCCUUCACGCCUACACUGAAGUGGCAGUGAAUGAAUCAUGAUGAGAUCCUAGAACAGGUUGUUUCUGACUCUGUCACAGCUCAGGUCAGACCAAGAAAUUCUAUUAUGUGAAUUUUCAGCUAAAAUUAAGAAAACAUUUGUCAGUGUGCUGAUAUAUAUAUGUAGACCUGGUUAUUCUUGAUUCGUGAAUGUAAUACAUGUAUCAGCUUUACAACAGUGGUGGAUAAUUUACUGCUUUAAUGCUGUACUUAAGGACAGCUUUGAGAUGUAAUAAAUACAUUUUACUUUGUAGUUAUCUUUUAUAUUAAAUUAUUUUAUGAGGUUUUAAUGUGUCAUGUUAUUUUUGGGCUUUUUUGGACUAUGAAUUCACUAUUUCAGAUUUAACAUAAUAAAAACAUUUUAUUAUUCCA